CUUCACCCUCGCUACAAGACCCAGUACUUCAAGGACCAGUCCUGGCCUGAGGACUGGAUCACCGAGGCGCGGGCGAUCAUCGAGAAGGAAUGGACCAGCAACUACAAACCCAAGGACGCCCCUGCACCCGCUGACAUCCCUGCAAGCACGCGCAAGCGCUUUGCGGCCAUUGGUGGAGCUGCCAAGGCUGGAUGCGUCGACACGCUGAAGAAGUACCUGGAGGAACCCCCGGCCGAGACCGUGACUGAUCCCCUCAAGUACUGGGAUCUGGUCCUCAAGUCGUCAUCGGAGUCUAGCGGCGAGCAUGCCCUUGCUCGGAUGGCAAUUGACUUCCUUUCCGCUCCAGGUAUGUCGUCCAUUCAUCCUGUACAUACUAACAUGGAGGUAUUCUGA
This is a messenger RNA of Trametes versicolor FP-101664 SS1, 393 nucleotides long. RefSeq lists its product as uncharacterized. The annotation marks the transcript as partial. The record is from RefSeq and is a predicted model, not a curated record. NCBI's taxonomy places the organism in Eukaryota, Fungi, Basidiomycota, Agaricomycetes, Polyporales, Polyporaceae. The transcript has 2 exons.